GAACGAAUCUUCAAACGCACACUCCCAACCAUCGUCCAACAUGGACAACCCAUCGAUCAUGGACAAGCUCCAGCACAAACAUCUCCUCACGAGUCCUCAAAACCUGACCUUUUCCUACUAUCUCUCUCCCAACUUCGCAGAGAAGCUCGAUCCCUCUGUUCCAACGUUAAUGUUUGUCCAUGGCUACCCGGACGACGCUUACAUGUGGGAGGGAGCGGUACCGACAUUCCUAGACUUGCCAUACCCUUUCCUGGUCCUCGAUCUCCUUGGUUUCGGAGGGAGUUCCAAACCUGUCGAUGCUUCGCAUUACAACUACAAAGCACAAGCGGAUUCGAUCGCUCAGAUCUUGGAUCGCGAGAAGGUGCCGAACAACGUCAUUCCGAUCGGCCACGACUGGGGCUCCGCGACAUCUCAGCGUUUCUACCUCUACCACAAGUCCCGUUGCGUCGGCCUCUCCCUCCUCUCCCUCGCCUACCAGAUCCCUUCGGCCGAGAAAUUUGACCUCGAUACCCAGAACAAAGUCACCGCCGAACGAUUCGGAUAUCCACAAUGGGAGUACUGGAACUUUUUCUGCCGACCUGAUGCGCCUGAACUAAUGCGUCAGAACAUGGAGCGCUUCUACGAGGUCAAUCACGGUUUCUUUCCUUCGCCGAACCCCGAGGAGAAUGGCAGAGAUAUCUGGAUGCGGGAGAUGUUCUGCACGAAACAUGCCAUGGAUGAAUACGUCACGCAGACGGGAAAGUGGGAGAAUCGCAUUGUGGAAUUGAAGCCGUACGCCAAGAAUCCGGAAUUGCUGCGACGGUUCAAGGAGCGUAUGUCGAGAGAUGGGUUUGAAGGUCCGGUCAAUUACUACCACUCGUUGAAGAACAACACCAUGAUCGAAGACGAGAAGGCUCUAUGCGAGAGCGAAGACAAGAAGAGGAUCGAUGUGCCGCUGCUGUACAUCGGACAGACCGGAGACUGGGUAUGUCGUACGGAUCUGAUGGAGGAUGCGAAGAAGCAGGGUCUAGUCAGUGACUGCGAGGAGAAGGUCGUGGAUGCGGGACAUUGGGUGCUGUAUGAGAAGCCGGAGGAAAUUGCGAGUAUCAUCAAGGAAUGGCUGGUAAAGAGGUUUCCGGUCAAGCAGUGA
Molecule: messenger RNA, 1129 nt
Organism: Zymoseptoria tritici IPO323
Lineage: Eukaryota; Fungi; Ascomycota; Dothideomycetes; Mycosphaerellales; Mycosphaerellaceae
Exons: 3
Coding region: 41-1129 (362 amino acids)
Molecular function (GO): hydrolase activity
Source: RefSeq, a predicted model, not a curated record